AUGUCUUCAUCCAGAUUCCUUCCUAAAUCCCUGAAAACCACCGCCGUUGUCUCUGCGUUCGCUCUACUCGGCGUCGGGACCUACUCCUACGCGCGAUCAACCCCGACAGCCCACGCCGAAGAUCCCGACCCACCAAUGAUAUUCUCGGGAUUCGGCCCCACCACUCUGCGCCUGCAGAGCGUCAAGAUGGUCAACCAUAACACGAAGCGCCUGGUGUUCGAGUUCCCCGAUAAGAACGCAAGAAGCGGACUAUCACUUACCUCUGCACUUCUCACCAUCUCCCGUCCCUCGGGCCAAUGGCUCCCCGUCCUGAGACCAUACACCCCGAUUAGCAAUCUAGACGAAAAAGGCUCCCUCGAACUCCUCGUCAAACACUACCCCUCCGGCAAAGCCAGCACGCACCUCCACUCCCUCGUCCCAGGAGACACGCUCACAUUCGCAACCGCACUCCGCGGCUUCCCCUGGACCCCGAACCAGUUCUCGCAUGUGUACCUGAUUGCCGGCGGGGCGGGGAUUACGCCCCUGUAUCAGCUUUUACAGGGGAUAUUGACGAAUCCAGACGAUAAGACCAAGGUUAAUUUAGUCUUCGGGGUGAAUACCGAGCAGGAUUUAUUGUUGAGGGAGGAGUUGGAGGGGUUUAAGAGGAGGUUUCCGGACAGGUUUGGGUUCGUGUAUACGGUUUCGAGAGGAGGGGGGUUGGGGGAGGGGGUGAGGAAGGGGCAUGUUACGGAGGAGUUGUUGCGGGAGGUCAUCGGGGAAAAGAAGGGGGAUGCGAAGGUGUUUGUUUGUGGGCCGCCGGGGAUGGAGGAGGCGUUGGUGGGAUCGAGGAAGGGGGAGGGGAUUUUGGGGAGGUUGGGGUUUGCGAAGGAGCAGGUUUAUAGGUUUUAGGGGGGUGCUUUUAAUUAGGGGAGUAGAGGUGUUACUUUAACAUGUUAUACUUCGUUGUGUUUAUGUUUACAAUACUG
Aspergillus steynii IBT 23096 is the source of this 965-nucleotide messenger RNA. Its product is annotated as cytochrome b5 reductase family protein. Lineage: Eukaryota; Fungi; Ascomycota; Eurotiomycetes; Eurotiales; Aspergillaceae. The coding region runs from base 1 to 888 and encodes 295 amino acids. Gene Ontology annotation, biological process: ergosterol biosynthetic process. The record is from RefSeq and is a predicted model, not a curated record. Gene Ontology annotation, molecular function: cytochrome-b5 reductase activity, acting on NAD(P)H. The transcript is spliced from 3 exons.